GGUCGUACCGCGUCUGUCUCUGUCCGGUGAUAACGGAGCUCCUCCGUGCUGCAGCAUGAGCUGAACACCGGUUGACGACUUAAUUGGUUUGGAGACAGUUGAACUUACCGCCCGGUGGAGGCAUGGAGGCUGUGAGCAAGUGGAGCCCGCAACAAGUGGUGGACUGGAUGAGAGGUCUGGAUGACAGCCUGCAUCAGUACAUCCCGUCCUUCCAGCAGCAGCAGGUGGACGGGGAGAAGCUGCUCAGGAUGUCCCACCAGGAGCUGCUGACGCUGGGCGUGGCACGGGUCGGACACCAGGAGCUGGUGCUGGAGGCCGUCGAUCUUCUCUGCGCUCUGAACUAUGGCGUGGAGUCGGACAACCUGAAGACUCUGGUGGGGAAGAUGAGAGUGGCGCACCACCACCUGAGCAGCGCCGUGUCGCAGCGCAGGAAGAACCCCGCCUACCAGAGCAAACACUCCCAUCAGCCCUCCAACGAAUUCCUGACCGCCGUGGUCGAGCUGAUCGGAGCCGCCAAGAGCCUGCUGGCGUGGCUGGACAGGACUCCUCUGACGAGUGCCAACGACUUCACCUCUACCAAAAGCAGAAUCAUCCAGCUGUGUCUGGAGCUCACCUCCACCGUGCAGAAGGACUUAACUGUUUAUGAGAUGGAGGAGAAGAUCCUGGAAGUGUCGCGAGCUCUAAACGGCAUCUGUGAGAAGACGGUCCAGGCGACUGCUGACCCCUCCAAAAGUGAGAUGGCCUGUCUGGAGGAGGUUCACAUCACCAACAUCAAGCCUGGAGAGGGACUGGGGAUUUACAUCAAAUCCACCUACGACGGGCUUCAUGUCAUCACAGGAACAACAGAGAAUUCUCCUGCAGAUAAAACUCAGAGGAUUCACGCUGGAGAUGAAGUCGUUCAGGUCAACAAACAGACAGUGGUGGGUUGGCAGCUGAAGCACCUGGUGGAGAAGCUGAGGGCGGAGUCUGGCAGCGUUGUGUUGAUGGUGAAGAAGAGGCCGUCUGGAACUUCCGGAGGCUUCGCACCUGCUCCGCUGAAAAACCUGCGCUGGAGGCCGCCGCUUGUACAGACGUCUCAGGGAGCUCCGGGUCUCUACAGAUCUCGACAGCCACAAUCCUCAGAGGCUGCUGGGAAUAGGGGGAAGACGGCCAUCCUGGAUUUGUACAUCCCUCCUCCCCCGGCAGCACCGUACGCCCCAAUAGAUGGGAACAAAAAUGUGUCUGUAGGUGUGAAAAUGCGUCCUAAAUCUCCAAACUCGUGUCUGGACGCAGACGUGAGGCGACGCUCGACUGCUGCAGAGGACAACAGAGUGUCUGUGGGCCCCGUGCCUGAACUCAGCCAGCCAAUCCCAGUCCGCCUCAGACAGCGCUCCUCUGCACGCUCUAAACCUCGACCUGUCUCCAUGCCGGUGGAGUCUUUUUCAGGCGUGUCUGACCCGUCCUCCAAGCCCGGGGCUCAGGGAAGGAAAGGGAAGGACAUUCUGCACAGAUACCUGAGCAAUGAGCGGAUCAGCACCAUCACCGAGGAGGAGCCAUGUUUCCCUCUGCCGUACCGAGGCCACCCGUCUGUCCGCGGCGUCGACCACAUCAGAGGCAGCCAGUGCUUCAUAAAUGCCGACCUGCACAACAGCGCCACCAUCCCUUACCAGGAAGCAGCGUCCAAAAAGUCCGCUGCCUCCACCUCUGCUGCUGUUUCUCCUCCUCAGGCUGUAACCAAACAGUCGACGUCGCUGCUCGGCGGCUGGUUGGCUCGUCUCAGGCUGCUGAGCCACUGAGGACGCAAAGCACUGUUUUAAGUUUAUACAUAUACAGACAAAUUAUUCUCACCUGGCUACUGGAAGAGGUUUUAUAUUCUCACCCUGACCCUCAGGAUGUCUGUUUUUAAAUAUCUAGGAAGUAUUUUUUAUUUUUAUUUUUUUCCCCCUCUGGAGAAGUCGUUCAACUAAAUAUUAAAAAUUUGUGGUGAAAAACAACAGAUUUUGGACUUGUGGAAUUUACUCAACAUCUAAUGGAAGAGAGGAAGCUGAAUAUACACCACUCAAUACUGGAAUCUGUUCAUCACUCAUUAGUUUAAUUUUCCAUUUAAUAAACCAGUUACAGAAAAUGAGAACAUUUGAUUUUCCAAAAUGUCAUCUAUUAUCAAAACUUAAAACUAAAUUAAAAUAAAAAUCAAACCUACACUGGAGUUUGUUCUAAAACCUGCUGGUUUCAUUUGGCAAAGUUUUCCGCAGGUAUUUAAACAUUUUAGGUGUAAUUUAAAUAGCAGAAUUUGCUUAAUGGUAGUUCAAAUUUCUGUUUAUGCACUCUAAAACAUUUUGUUUUUAGAUAUUCUUUGAAGAAAUCUUUCUAUCAUGAAAAGCUUUAAAGGUGGUCCUCAGGGAACCAUCAGGGAUCCUCUGAUGUUUUAAGAUCUAAAGACUUUUUACUUUCGUGAAGAUUAUUUCUGGUUCAUGUUAGGUCCCUUUACAUUGAUAAAAUAAUACGCAAGAACUAUAAACUUUCUAACAGAGGUGUUCUGAGUGUAAAAGAAACAGUCAAAUAGGGCUAGCUGGUAUGGCCAAUUAAAGAAAUCUUUUUUUUCUACAGUCAUCUUGAACUUUAGCUGUCUGACAUUAGACAGCAACAAUAGGAAUAUAAAUGGAUUUCAGCUAUUAGUGACUUACCAAAAUUGAGAUUACAUCGAUGGAGUAGAGUUUGUGUCAUCACCAACGUUGUGAUUCUGACUUGGAGACUCUUAAAUCACUAAAAAUUUGUUCUUAUAUAUAUCUGACUUGGUGCUUAAUCACACAGAAGUGCCUGAAAACAAACACAAAAGCCCAUGUCUGUCCUUUAACCAAAUUUAAUGAUCUUCUUUUGUCUUUGCAUGUUGUUUUUAACCCUCACAUGACAAAUUCUUCAAUGCUACAUCUGUAUAGAGAUGUAAACAUGUAAACAUGAAUCCUUCCCGUCUGUACCAUUUAUCACAUAUACCAGAAACGGGACUGACCAUCAAACAAACAAACAA
Molecule: messenger RNA, 3004 nt
Organism: Stegastes partitus (bicolor damselfish)
Lineage: Eukaryota; Metazoa; Chordata; Actinopteri; Pomacentridae
Product: connector enhancer of kinase suppressor of ras 3-like
Exons: 13
Coding region: 123-1775 (550 amino acids)
Biological process (GO): regulation of signal transduction
Cellular component (GO): membrane; cytoplasm
Molecular function (GO): protein binding
Source: RefSeq, a predicted model, not a curated record